GGGCGCCCGUUCUCUGUUUCUUUCCCGCUAGUGCGCGUCCGUUGCCGACUGCUCGCCUCGCCGCCGCCCUGAAAGGAAGGAGGGGAGGGGGAAGCGGAACUCGGCAAGUGGGCACCGGCACGGCAGCGAGACGCGCAGGCCACACAAACGGGCGGCGCGGACGCAAAGGCAACAGGCAUCAAGGUCGCGUACUACUCACUCGUAGACUAGCAGCAGCAGCUAUCGUAUCCAGUGCGCACCGCAUCGACACGGCGGCGGCGGCCCUCCACCAGCCGACCAGUCCAGUCCGGUCCACCACAAAGUCCCCACAAACCCCCCCCGCAGAUGCUGCUGCGGCAGCACUAGCAGGCGGCAGGGAGGGAGGGGAGGGAGGAGGCGGGACUCGCGGAGGCCGGCCCCGACCGCCGCCGAGGGAGGGGAAGGGGCGAAACGAAAGCCUCCCCGCGCGCGGGGCGGGAUGGCGUCGGGCGUGUCGCCGAGCAUGGCGCUGGCGCUGGCGGGGUUCUGCUUCAGCCUAAUCUUCAUCGCCUUCGUCUGCUCCCGCCUGGCCUGCGCGCUCCUCCGCCGCCACCGCCGCCGCGCCCGCUCACGCCUCGCCGCCGUCCUCCCGCGGUACGCGGCCGACUACACCUUCACCGUCGUCCAGGUCCACCACCCCGCGGCCGACGCCGCCGCCGGCGGGCUCGGUCCCGCCGCGGUCGCCGCCCUCCCCACCCGCGCCUUCGCCGCGCGCCCCGGCGGCUCCGACGCCGACUCCCAGUGCGUCAUUUGUCUCGCAGAAUACGAAGAGGGGGAUGUUCUACGCGUUCUUCCUCACUGCGGCCAUGAUUUUCACAUGGCCUGUAUAGAUUUAUGGCUGGAGCAGAACUCGACCUGCCCCGUCUGUAGAGUCUCAUUGCUCCAUAACCCUGACAGCGAGCACACUGCUCCUCCUCCACCGCUACCCAGUGUGGUAGUGAUCAGCCCUCCAAGCUCUCCUGAACCAUCAGCAUCAGAUCCAUGCCGCUGCCUGUUUGCCGGCACCGGGCACUCGUCAAGGGCAUCAGAGGCUACCAGGAAUGAGCCCGACCAGGAGAAUCAGGUGGCAUCUAGGUCAUCAGUGGACAGCAUGCCGCUGUCCGAAGGUAACCCCACUCCUGAGAAUAACAGCCAAACAGUAAGGAAGCAGCAGAUAGGGCCCUGCAAAUAGCAAUAGCAGCUGCCUGGAGUCGGCGUCCUGCAGUCUGCAGGGCGAACAAGCACCUGUACAGUGGCGGAUGACUGCUUGUAGGUUGGAUUUGAUGAGAGGGGGGGGGGGGGGGGGGGGGGGGCGCGGUAAAUAUGAGAAAUCAUUCAGGUUUGUUGUUGGAAUGGAAACACUCUCAUUUGUUCAGUAUUCAUGCUGAAACACAGCAAACCGUGGUAUAUGGAUACCAAAGGGAGAUUAAAGCAUCGGUGAUUUCACCAAAGGCUAGUUGUUGUUAUUAUUACCUGUUGGCAACUGGCAUCAGCAAACAGGAUGCUCUUAAAUGGUACCAUUUCAGGAAAGCAUUUGAAACUAACA
This is a messenger RNA of Sorghum bicolor (sorghum), 1543 nucleotides long. RefSeq names its product RING-H2 finger protein ATL8. The record is from RefSeq and is a predicted model, not a curated record. Lineage: Eukaryota; Viridiplantae; Streptophyta; Magnoliopsida; Poales; Poaceae. The transcript is spliced from 2 exons. Bases 458 to 1189 code for a protein of 243 amino acids.